AUGAUAAAGCUCGAAUAUUUUAUUCUUCUUCCAAGUUUGCAAUUAAUUGUUACAUAUGCCGAUGAAGUCGUACCUGAACAUGUUCCCAGAGUCGUAUGUUUUUAUGAUACGAUAAGUUCAUUGCGCGAAGGUCCAGCAAAGCUUACUAAUGCGCUCUUACAAAUACCUCUGAUCAAUUGCACUCAUUUGGUUUAUGGCUAUGUGGGAAUACGAGAAGACAACUAUGAAGUGAAGAUUCUAAAUGAAGAUUUUGACAUAAAACAAAAUCAAUUUGGCAAUGUGACGUCAUUUAAAAGCAAAUAUCCGCACUUGAAAAUUUUAUUGAGUGUAGGCGGAUAUCGUGACAUCGAUGAGACGUAUCCCAAUAAAUACAUGGAACUACUUGAUGGAGGAUUAGAGAAGCAGAUACAAUUUAUCGAGUCAGCGUACGCGCUUGUCAAAAAGUACGGAUUUGACGGUCUUGACUUAGCCUAUCAGUUUCCACGGAGCAUGCCUGCAAAUAUUUUGAAACGCAAGGAACAAUUUAAUGAUUUUAUUCAAUAUUUAGCGCGUUUAAGGUUCAGAAUUAAUGGAUUACUGUUAACUCUAACUAUGUUACCAAGAGUAAACCCCAAAUUAAGGUAAAAUUUUGUAAAUUUG
Messenger RNA from Drosophila nasuta, 639 nucleotides. RefSeq names its product chitinase-like protein Idgf2. The transcript is spliced from 3 exons. Lineage: Eukaryota; Metazoa; Arthropoda; Insecta; Diptera; Drosophilidae. Gene Ontology annotation, biological process: carbohydrate metabolic process; chitin catabolic process. The record is from RefSeq and is a predicted model, not a curated record. Gene Ontology annotation, cellular component: extracellular region. Bases 1 to 624 code for a protein of 207 amino acids. Gene Ontology annotation, molecular function: chitinase activity; chitin binding.